ACUCGCUGCCGUCGAAGUUUGGAAGCACAAUAACAAUGUCACUGCUCGCAGGAUCGUCUACUGAUUAUAAUAGACGGCUCCGAAUGAGGAACGUACAGAUCCAAUUGAGAAAACGACAAGCGGAUGUAAUCGAUGGUUUCGAGAACAAAGGUAUCCUAAAUCAGUUCGGUUGUUCGGCACUGAUCGAAGUGGUCUGUACUGAUCCGCGGUUCCCUUGUAUUGGCAUGCACAUUGUCAAUCUUUAUGCUAGGAUGGGCCUUCAUCGUUACUACUUGCUCCAGGGGAAACACUAUCAGUUUCUUCGCGUAGAGAAAUACAAUGUUUCCAAAAAUUUUGGUCCUAACGACUACUACAUCACUUCGGCGGUGAUGGAUCCAGCUAACGGUGCCAUUCAGUUUUUCCAGUCUGAAAUUGAUGAAACAAUUCGUAGCCGUGGCAGAUUAGAUUUAACAUGCUGUGUUGCUGUACUUCGAGGGGAUCCGAAUAUGUUCCCUCCAAAAUCGUUCGAGCACGAUGAUAACUUGCCUGAGCUGCCCACAGAGAAUCCUUUCAGAGAUACAAAUCGGUUUUACUUGGUGAAGAAGUCAGAGCUGGAAGACAAUGCCAAUGACUGGAUUCGUCUAUAUUUGGAACUUGCGGUUGCCAGGAAGUGUAGGAUGUUCAUUAAAGGUGAAGAUCUCUCCAACUUGGAGAUUGUGAAAGUGGCUUUACAAAAAACUAGUAGCCAAGAUCCAAACGAGGGACAUUUCAACGCCAAGAACACAACUGUCUACAUAAGUUACAGGGACACGAGCGAGGCUCGGGUUGGUAAGGAUGUUGAUCGCAUAGCUGUAGUCAGGAGAAGCUUCGAUGAGCAGUCUUCAUGUUUCAGUCUUGUGGGUCACAAUCAGAGCUUAGAAACCAUAAGAGAGGUGUGGUUUGGUAAUGACGUUGAUCGCAUCGCAAUAGCGGGAAGAAGCUUUCAUGAGCAGGAGGCAUGUUUCACGCACGUGAGUCAGAACCAGAGCUCAGAAAUCAUACCAAAAAAGGGUAAGAGUCCCAGUGCGUCUGGCCAGCGUUUAGGUGUCCACAAACCGUGGCUGUUGUCUAUUCCUAAGAUGCGCAAGGCAUACCAAAAUAGUGGCAUUCGCAUGGCUCGUCUUCGGCACAAGUGACAAGACAAGAGCCAUUCGUCGUCUGUACAGGAGGAGUCAUUUGACUAUGUGGAUCAGUUGAUUAAUAAACAUGUUGACGUUAUUGACGACUCUGUUGCAUCCUGCUCCUAUGAACACUCUCUUCGCUUCAACUUUGGUGUUUUCCGCCGGUAAAUCUCGCCGUGAAUUAGUAAUGCUGAAUAAGAUUCAGGGAAUAGUGGAGCAGGAGUAAACAAAGGUUAGAAAAGAUCCAACAUUUAAAUGGACCAACAUGUUUUAUCGAUGUAACUGAAACAGAGAGGAAGUUGACUUAUGUUUCCAAGUCUGAUUCUGCUUUCAAAUUCAGGAAUCAAGACAAAGAGUUGUAGUAGAAACUGGUAAACUAAAAUCCAAAGAAAGCAUUGGCAAGUUCAAGUAUUUUACCAAGAAGUUUGUGUGGCUGAGUUUGAGUUUAGAGUUUAGGGUUCAUGGAUCUCUUUGUUUCUUCACUUGUUCGUGAAUCCAUUACAUGCUAUAAACUAGUGUUGUAAAUGGUAUUGCUCGUAGGAACGUAUAAUGAUUAUAAGUUGUUCCGAAUGCUAAACCGACAAGUUGGUGUAAUCAAUGUAAUUCUUUCUUUCUUUCA
This is a messenger RNA of Capsella rubella, 1758 nucleotides long. RefSeq names its product UPF0725 protein EMB2204. The record is from RefSeq and is a predicted model, not a curated record. The transcript has 5 exons. Lineage: Eukaryota; Viridiplantae; Streptophyta; Magnoliopsida; Brassicales; Brassicaceae. Bases 36 to 1154 code for a protein of 372 amino acids.